AUGUUUGGUUUUAUCUAUCCGCCUCUCGCCGGCUCACUCGCAAAUAUCUCCAAACCACGGGGAAAUCAACCCCCGCCCUCUCUUCAACCUUUGCAGGCGUGUUCGCUGCCUGGGGGACCAACGACGGGAUGGAGACGCGACGGUUACUGCAGUACGGAUGACAACGACCGCGGGCAGCACUGCGUGUGCUCGGAGGUGACGCAGGAGUUCUUGGACUACACCAAGGCCCAGGGGAACGACCUCUCCACCCCGCUACCGCAUUUUCCGGGUCUCAAGGCCGGGGACAGAUGGUGUCUGUGCUCCUCGCGAUGGCUGCAGGCGCAACGCGCUGGUAAGGCCCCCCUUGUGGUGCUGGAGAGCACCCACGAGAAGGCGAUGGAGGUCGUGCCUCUCGCGCUGUUGAAGGAGUACAGCUCGGAGCAUGCUCCCGCCGCGCCGUCGGAAACGGAGCUGUAGCAGCAGUGGCAGCAGUAGUAGUAUAGUAGUAGUAGUAUAGUAGUAGUAGUAUAGUAGUAGUAGUAUAGUAGUAGUAGUAGUAGUAACCGUCGUCGAUGGAGUUGUUGCGGCCACGAAGCUGAGCAACGCACUCUGUACUGCUUGACAACGGAGAAGGCUGCGGGGGAAGACAGUGCGGCGGCUGGAUUGUAGAGGAGGGAUGGAUGCGCUACAUAGUUUAACGCCAGGUUAAGUCAGAAAAUGUGUGGUAUACACCGGUGUCCCCGUGAGGCUGCCGCCAUGCAGUUGAGCUAUGCUUGCGGUAUGUGGACUGCUCGAUCGGGUUGUCGAAGGUCAUCGAGUAGUCAGCGGUAGUAGCAAAUCUCGAUUUCGUUGCAGACGGAGCCGUUUUUCGCUUUCUUCAGGUGUCGGGAGCAUCUUUUGGCCCACACGAAGAACGCUCCGGUGCUUGAAUAUGUGUGAUGCCGUCACGGUAAAUCCGUUGGGACUGCUGUGCGUGCACUUCCGGAGAUAAGUGCUGUGCGACGUCAUGGCCUCUGUUUUUCGUGCUCCUGCUAUAGGACAACGGGGCUCCCAGAAACGGCUCAGUCGGCUGUUGUUUGAGAAUAUACCUUUGGGCUGAGUGGUUGGUGGUGU
Ectocarpus siliculosus is the source of this 1092-nucleotide messenger RNA. Lineage: Eukaryota; Phaeophyceae; Ectocarpales; Ectocarpaceae. The record is from the annotation of a GenBank genome assembly.